AUUUAACAAAAGAUUAAGAUUUUUAAUAAUUUGAAACCUAAAUAAUAAUUUAUAAUUUAUAAUUUAUAAUCUGUAAUAUUUAAUGUAUAAUAUAAUACAAGGAAAAGAAAAGUUCUAUAUCCUCAAUUCUGAAGGUAUAAUAUAUAAGAAAUAUUGGGAUAUCGGGCCUUACUUAAUCGGGUAAGGGCCUUGGCGUUCCACCGCCAUUUCAGACGCUCCCCAUCGAGAAUGCACGCCAAUGCCGCAAACGAUCUACAUUGACCAUUCGCUCUCGAAUCUUGCAUUUCCUCGCCCGAAAUGAUGAGCCGAAAUGUCGAGCACAUCACGCCACAAGUCGUGCCUCGAAUGCAUCCAGACUAAACGAAAGUGCGACCGAACAUGGCCGAGAUGCCAGCGUUGCGUCGCGAGAGGCUCUGAAUGCCAAUAUAUCGGCCGGAAUCGUCAUCAACCAUUCCGAAGCCCUGAUUCCAACGUGGAUCAAUCUGUUCCUAUCUCGGAGCGUUUGGGCGGACAGCCAUCUAGCAACUGGCAGUUGGAGCAAUGUCACGCGGAACCAACGUCGUUGCUCACACCAUGCUGGGAUGGUGCUCUGUUCGAAUUCCCUAACCAUUUCAACCUUGGUAGUCAUGACAACUUCAUCUUCAAUAGCAUACAAGACGAAGUUGCUCAACAAGCGUCGAGCAGUGCUGAUCCAGGUAUCGUACGAGCCAUCACUUCGGAUGCAAAACUCCAGGCUCGUGUGGAAUUCGUAGCAAAGCGACUAGCAACAAUCCCGAGGACAUUCGCACAGCACGGCCACACAAUGUUCAUCCACCGGAUACAGUUCCAGCAGAGUUGUUCCCCGGCUCUGCAGGAUGCAAUGAGCGCUUGCGCCUUGUAUUGCAUGAAGGGCGUGGCAAAUCAAGCAUUGGUAUUUGGAAAUUUAGAACAUAAAUGUCAGCAGCUAAUUGCAGGCACCGAUGCGCUGCUCACCUCUAAAACUGAUCUUCUUGCGGCUCUACAAGCGCUCCUGCUUUACCAGAUGAUGCGACUCUUCGAUGGCGACAUUCGUCUCAGAGCCCAUGCGGAAGCCGAUGAAGCGAUUGCGAUCCUAUGGGCGAGCCAACUCAGCGCUCUGACGAACAACGCAGCAGACACUACGUUGACUGCGCCAGGUUCGACAGACACGAGUAUUGUGACAAUAGGCCGCAAGUCGGACUGGCAGUCCUGGCUCGUUGACGAAAGCAUCCGACGCACCGUUAUAACCACAUUUAUGCUGAAGGGUGUAUACAGUUUUCUGAAACUUGGCUACGACAGCCCCACAAAUCUACAUGUAUGCUUCACUGCACAAGCAGCACUUUGGAAUGCGCAGUCCGCAAUCAGUUGGUGUAGGGCCCAAGAAGAGACGGAGCGACUCGAGAUAUGGGCUACGCGCUGGGAUGAAACGAUUGUAAAGGCGAAACCAAUGGAUCUGGAGGAGCUUGGUGUACUAAUUAUGACGAUGUUAUGGGGACCUGAGGCGACGCGGACAUGGUUGGGAGAAGAUGUUACUCUGAAAUAUGGGUUGGAGACGGCUUAGAACGAUGUGGUACUCUAUACUAUUAGAUGUAAUAUAGGGGGGCCCUCCGUACUUGGCCUGGAUGUUUUCUGAAAGAAAAUCUAAUAGAGGUAAAUAGACAUAUUGGUAAUGCUUUAUUAGUACAUUAAUUGAAAAAUAAAGUAGCUAUAGAUAUUUUUUUGAAGGUGGGAAUAGCUUUAAAUCAGUUAAAUUAUAGGUGAUUAGAAAACCAGUUUUGCGGAUGCGGAUAAAGAAUAUCUCGAAAAUAAGCUUCCCCUAAGCGAUGUGGACUUCUGAGUUGUAGGAGCCAAAAACGACUCCCAGCUUCCUCUGUGCCGGAUUGGAUUCUCU
Molecule: messenger RNA, 1888 nt
Organism: Sclerotinia trifoliorum
Lineage: Eukaryota; Fungi; Ascomycota; Leotiomycetes; Helotiales; Sclerotiniaceae
Source: the annotation of a GenBank genome assembly